Molecule: messenger RNA, 4114 nt
Organism: Phlebotomus argentipes
Lineage: Eukaryota; Metazoa; Arthropoda; Insecta; Diptera; Psychodidae
Gene: fne
Product: ELAV-like protein 3
Exons: 9
Coding region: 920-2086 (388 amino acids)
Cellular component (GO): ribonucleoprotein complex
Molecular function (GO): RNA binding
Source: RefSeq, a predicted model, not a curated record
GGCGCUCCCCCACAAGAGUCAGUCCUAGUGGAAUCGUCUGAGGGUGAAGACGCGAUUUCAGCGCGUGCUAUUUUCGCAUUGCAUUUAUUAUUAUUCAAUUCAUUUCUUAUUUUUCAUUUGUUCUUCCACGUCCUACGAGGAGUCACAAUAAAUCCCGCCGAGUGCGUGGAGAAUCCGGUGCAGUGCAUUGUGUAGUUUUUUCCUCCCUGGGAAAAGUCUCUCAUUUUCCGGAGACGGCGAAGGGCGCAUUUUGAGAGCUUGUGUGGCACGAGCAGAAGGAUUAUCUCUGGACAAAGAUCUUCAGCAUCACCUCACAGUGUGACGAAAACCACCCCCACAUUUUUGAAAAAAUUACUCACAGCGAGUAAAUUGAAGGCGGCGAUCAAGGAAGGAUAAAAAUAAACCAAUUCUUAUACUGUGAACAACUGAAAAAAGUAUUAAACGUGCUAUUAAGAAUUAGGAGAAUUAAUCACGAUAUUAACAUAAUAUAAAUUUGAAAAGAAAAAGAAAAAAAGAAAAAUACAUAGAAGAAGCUAAAGAAAAAAAAAUCGUAUUGCGAAAAGUCGUUGUGAAAAGUGAAAAAAAGUAAUCUUGUUGUUUUCCAAUUUUAUAUACAAAAAAACACAUAAAAAGAAGUGAAACGAGAAGGACAAAAAACGCAUAACAAUAAAUUUACCAAAAUAUUACGUGAGUGUAUUGUAAGUGUGUAACAACAAAUUAUACACUGAACGAGUGAGAUUUUUCAUUUGGGGCAAAACUCUCUGUGCAGAAAUCUUGUUCUCCUCUGUGUUAAUUGGGCACCAGUUUUUUGUCUGGUGAUUUGAACGCGAGCGCGGCGAGGAAAUCAAGGAGUUUUUUGGUGGCACGUGACGCGACGAAAGGGUUGCUAAAGCAUCGAAGGGCACCGCGAGGGUGAAACAUGACAAAUACGAUGGAAACUGCAGUGGCACAGAAUGGCACAACACAGACAGCUGCCAACAAUGGCAAUCCCGGCGAGGGCCUCAGUCAGGAGGAGUCGCGGACGAACCUCAUCGUCAACUAUCUGCCGCAGACGAUGACCCAGGAGGAGAUGCGAUCGCUGUUCGCCAGCAUUGGCGAGCUGGAGAGUUGUAAAUUGAUCCGCGACAAGGUCACAGUCUUUCCCGCAUCUGGCAAUCCGGCUUUGCAGCAAGGACAAAGUUUGGGCUAUGGAUUUGUCAACUAUCAGAAGCCCGAGGAUGCCGAAAAGGCCAUCAAUACACUGAAUGGAUUGCGACUUCAGAAUAAAAUCAUUAAGGUGUCCUUUGCACGCCCCAGUUCUGAAUCGAUAAAGGGGGCGAAUUUGUAUGUUUCUGGAUUACCAAAAAGCAUGACACAGCCCGAAUUAGAGGCACUCUUUUCACCCUAUGGACGAAUUAUAACAUCGCGAAUCCUGUGUGACAAUAUCACAGGUGAGAUUCUCACGUUAAAUGUGCAACAAUUCGUGGCUGGAGAGCUACCAAAUGCUUCGGGCACAUCCAAAGGCGUUGGUUUCAUUCGCUUCGAUCAGCGACACGAGGCGGAGCGCGCCAUUCAGGAGCUGAACGGAAAGGUGCCGAAAGGAUGCACCGAGGCGAUCACGGUGAAGUUUGCCAACAAUCCCAGCAACAAUGCUAAAGCACUCCCACCAUUGGCGGCAUACUUGACACCGCAGGCCACGAGGCGCUUCGCCGGCGCUCUGCCAGCCGGGAGAUUUAGCAUUGGGAAAAGUCCAUUGCUUGCUAUAAACAAGGGUUUGCAGAGAUACUCGCCGCUAGCCGGAGACUUGCUGGCCAACACCAUUCUUCCUGGCAACGCCAUGACGGGCUCCGGCUGGUGCAUCUUCGUGUACAAUCUGGCGCCGGAGACGGAGGAGAAUGUACUGUGGCAGCUCUUCGGGCCCUUCGGUGCCGUCCAGAGUGUCAAAGUGAUCCGCGACCUGCAGACAAACAAGUGCAAGGGCUUCGGAUUCGUCACGAUGACCAACUACGAUGAGGCCGUCGUGGCCAUCCAGUCCCUCAACGGCUACACGCUCGGCAACCGCGUCCUGCAGGUCAGUUUCAAGACAAACAAAACCAAGACCGCCUAAACUGUGGUUCUGGUAAGUGACACGAUGCAGAAUUGAAUGGAUUUUACAAAAGCUAUAUAUAUGAAAUAUACUAGAAUCAUUUUAAUUACUAUGACUUACACAGUGUGCGACAAGGGAGAUGAAUAGAGAGAAACACUGACACACACACUCACACUUUCCAAAAAAAAACUGAAGAUAAUAUAGAGAAGAAAGAAAAACUCGUGAAAAACAAGAGAGAAAAAUGUGGACGAAGCUGAAAAAAAAUUAUAAAGUAAAACGAAUGAAACGAAGAGAUUUGUGAAGAAAAAAGUGACGCUAUAAUCCCAAUAUUGCAAUAUUUUGAUACAUUUUUGAAUGGAAGAUGAAAAGGAAAAAGACAAAUAUUAAUAUUUAUAUAUUUAAAUGAGACAUAAAUUAUUAUAUACAUAUAUAACCUAAUCAAUUUUAUUGCACCCUUGGUCAUUUUUGUAUAAUGAUGAUAUAUAUAUAUAUAUAUAUAUAUAUAUAUAUUGGUGGUAGAAAAAAAUUGUGAAGAAGUGAAGGCAUUCCAUUCCUUUUGCUGAUCCUGCGAAAGGAGAAUGAAAGAGAGAGAGAGAGAGAAGAUCGCGCAUGAUUUAUUGCAUUAUUUCCAUUCCUUGCUAUGGAUUUAUUUCCGAAGAUAAUUAAAAAGAAAAAGUCGUCUUGACGAAGCAACUCUUUCAACCACCGUGUAAAACUUAGUCGUAUAAUUCUUUAGCGGUCAUUUCUUUCCACAUACGCGCGAGCUGAGAUAGUUAAGAAGAAAAAAUAGCCCACGAAGCAGAGAAAUUCACACACAAUUAUAGGCAAAAAAAGAAAAACAAGAAAGUGAAGAGGAGAAAGAAAUGCGGAAAGAGCAUGAGAAAAGUGAGGGUGUAAGCAAUUUUAGAUGUAAGUGUUGAAAGUUCUGUAAAUUGAACAAAAACCCAAGUUGUUUAUUGUAAAAUGAUGACCACAAUGUUGAAGGGGAAGUUUUUUCUUUUGUAAAAUGAUACAAAAGACACGCGCGCGCGAGAGAAAAGAAAACUUUCACAAUGAAACGAAAGAAAAAAGACACUUUGUAAUUCUUUGACACUAUUUUUUUUUCUAUAAAACGAAAAUGAGAAAGAUUUAAUGGAUAAAAAGGAGUGCGAAAUGAUCAUUUUUUUCAUAUUGUAACUUUUUCUUGCAUGUAAGCGCAUUUCAACUUCACGAAUUGAUAUUGUGAGAAAUCUCAACGAAGAAAUACAUAGAAGAUGAAAAAACAUAGCGAAACACGUUCGUCUGUCGUGAUGAGCGUGAAUUUCUGUUGCAGAGUGUUAUUUUGAUACAAUAUUGAAGUCCUCUUUUGAGGACUUUGCAACCAAUGAUUGUAAAUUUACCUUUUAAUUCAGAGAUUAAUGUCCGCGCACAAUUUAUUUGAUGGUAAAAAGGAAAGAAAAAGGAUGUGUUGUUAAACAAAGUGAAGCUUGAUGUGAAUUUUUUUGAUUUUUACACACACACACACACAAAAUCAACAAAAACAAUCCCUCUUCUGACGAAGACGAGAGAAAAUCCCACGUCGUUCUUGUGCGCAUCCUUUUGCGCCGCAAUAUGUGUGCGUGUGUCCUUGAAGAUCACGCGAAGGCGGCGCGGCAAAAGGUCGGUAGAACGGCAAAUAGUGCCAGAUUAUUGAGAAAAUGAGAGAGAGAGAAAAAGAAGGAAAACUCAUGCGAAGAUGACACGAAUGAAGACAAAAAUUACUCUAAAAAUUGAUAUUUAAUAAACAAAUUUCAAACAUAGAAAUCUCUAUUCUGUAAUUCUUCACUCAAACUUUAUAUUUAUUAUUCAUAUAUUAGAUGAAAAGAGGAAGAAAAUUUAUGUCUUAAGAAAUGAAUGAUCAAGUAUAGUCAAAUCGUAUUAUUUAAUAUUUUAUCCAAAAGAAAAAAAAAACGAGAGAGAGAAAAGAAAGCGAAAUGCUGGAGAAGUAAAAAAAAGAUGAUGAAUAAUAAAUGAAAAGAAAUUUAUAACAUAAAAAAAUAUAGUAAAAUUGUUCUUUUAUGUCUAAAAAAA